GGCGGGGACGAGCACUCCGGUACCCUCCCGGAGCCGCGGCGAGCGGCUUGCGUGGGUUUCGGGGCGGCGGGGGAUGAAGGCGACCUGGCUGGGCGUGGAUGUGGCCCGGGUGCUGCACUUGGCCGCCGUUUUCUGCCUGACCUGCGUGCUGCUGAAGGCCAUCCAGCUCUACCACCGGCGGAGGGAGCUGCUCCGGGCUCUGGCCGCCUUCCCCGGGCACCCCACGCACUGGCUGCUCGGGCACGUCCACGAGUUUCUCAAAGAGGAAGAGGCGCUGGACAAGGUAGAGGUCUGGUCACAGAAGUACCUGUAUGCCCACCCUCUCUGGUUUGGGAGCUUCUCGGCAUUCCUGGUUGUCACCGAUCCCGACUAUGCCAAGGCCCUGUUUGCCAGAGGAGAUCCCAAGGAUAACAUCAGCUAUAAACACCUUAUCCCAUGGAUUGGGGAAGGGUUGCUGAUCCUACAUGGGCCAAAAUGGCAUCAACAUCGAAAGCUCCUGACACCGGGGUUUCAUUACGACGUCCUGAAGCCUUACGUAGUCCUGAUGGCAGAGUCUACCGACGUGAUGCUGGAUAAAUGGGAAAAGCUGGUCACAGAUGGGAAACCAGUGGAGCUCUUCGAGCAUGUCAGCUUGAUGACUCUUGAUAGCAUCAUGAAAUGUGCCUUCAGCUAUCACAGCAACUGCCAGACCAACAGGAAAAACACCUACAUCCAGGCCGUCUACGACCUGUGCCAGAUGGUGCACCAGCGACUCCGCAUCUUCCCCUACCACAACGACUUCAUUUACUGGCUCAGCCCCCACGGAUUCCGGUUCAGGAAGGUCUGCCAGCUCGCUCAUGACCACACAGACAAGGUGAUCCACGAGCGGAAGGAGUCCCUUAAAGAUGAACGGGAAUUUGAGAAGAUCCAGAAGAAGAGGCAUUUGGACUUCCUGGACAUUCUGCUCUGUGCCAAGGACGAGAAUGGAGCUAGCCUGUCUGAUGAGGACCUGCGUGCUGAGGUGGACACGUUCAUGUUCGAGGGGCAUGACACGACGGCCAGCGGGAUCUCCUGGCUCUUGUACUGCAUGGCACUGCACCCCGAGCACCAGGCGCGCUGCAGGGAGGAGAUCCAGGGCAUCCUGGGUGACCGGGAGACACUUCAGUGGGAGGACCUGGGGAAGAUGACUUACAGCACCAUGUGCAUCAAGGAGAGCCUUCGCCUUUACCCGCCGGUCCCCGGCGUGUCCCGGCAGCUCAACAAACCCAUCACCUUCCACGACGGACGCACCUUGCCAGAAGGCUGCGUCGUCGCGAUUAGCAUUUAUGCCAUUCACCGAAACCCCAUGGUAUGGAAAGAUCCUUUGGUGUUUGACCCUUUGCGGUUUUCUCCGGAGAACACGUCUGGCAGGCACUCUCAUGCCUUUCUGCCUUUUGCUGCUGGAAUCAGGAACUGCAUCGGGCAGCAGUUUGCCAUGAACGAGUUGAAAGUGGCCCUGGCCCUGACCCUGCUCCGCUUCGAGCUGUCCCCUGACCCAGCCAAUCCCCCCGUGAAGAUACCUCAGAUCAUCCUUCGCUCCAAGAACGGCAUUCACCUGCACUUAAAGAAAAUCCACUGAUGCUGGGAAAUGGCCUGAGAGGCAGCAGGAGGGACCGAGUGGAGAAGAAAACAAUGCUUCCCUGGGACAAAAGGUGCACAGCAGGCUUUGGGGAUGAGGAUUCCUCAUUCCUGCGCUGCUGCCAGCAGCUGAACGUGUCCCCAUGGUCACCUCGGUGCCCGCACCUCCCCAGUGCCUGCAGGUCAGCUUGGGGCAGACCUCGCCUCUCUUUUCCUGCUCAGUGCCUGAUUACACUCAAUGCACUGAUUAUAGUUUGGGCCCCGAACUUCUGCUCAAACUGCAAAAUAGGCUGUAAUUUUUGCAUUAAUAAACCAGUAAUUCCUGUACCAGCC
Cygnus atratus (black swan) is the source of this 1929-nucleotide messenger RNA. RefSeq names its product cytochrome P450 4B1-like. Bases 74 to 1597 code for a protein of 507 amino acids. Gene Ontology annotation, molecular function: heme binding; iron ion binding; oxidoreductase activity, acting on paired donors, with incorporation or reduction of molecular oxygen. NCBI's taxonomy places the organism in Eukaryota, Metazoa, Chordata, Aves, Anseriformes, Anatidae. The transcript has 12 exons. The record is from RefSeq and is a predicted model, not a curated record.